UGCCGAUGUAGGUGGAAAGGCCCGCCCUAUGCCUUGCAGGGGCGCCCAGGGCGUACGUGCGGGACACCGCCGUCAUCGUUUCGGAGCCCGCGGGCCUGUGCUGGGCGGCCCGGGCUCCUCCGCCCCUCUCUCUGGAUGGUUCUCGCUGAUGGCGGACAGCCCUUCCUCAAAUGCUCAGUGGCCUUGGAAUAAGGUGCUAAAUCAAACUGAAAUCUGGCCCCUUGUAGGCAAGGAAUCUGCCACAGAUCUUCCAGUAAUGGCCUUGAAGAUGGACUCUGAGUCAAAGCCGGUGAUGUGAAAGGAAUCUUGCCUCUGAUGAUACUAAUGGUGAUUAUUUUCUUGCUGCUGCUGUUCUGGGAAAAUGAGCUGAAUGAGGAUAUAGUGACGGCUUCUAUAGAGCAUUUGCAUGUGGACUACCCUCAGAAUGGUGUUCCUAAAAGAAUGAAGUAUAGUAUUAUAUCUGAGAUGGAGACCUUCUUGCUGCUAUUGCUUGGGCUGGGAUUGGCUCUUGCAGGACCUUCAGAAAGCAUCAUGGAGAUGAUGAAAGAAGAAUGUGUGAUGGAAGAGACACAAUGUGCUACUGUGGAAAGUGGCCAAGUAAAAUACACUGUUGGGAUAUUAAUGAAUUUGACUCUGUUUGAUAAAAAUACCAGUCUUAGAUUAUUGAAGGAUCCAAUGGCUUCCUCACUACUGAUGUUCAGAGGAUUAUCUUACAGCAUUCCCAAGGGAAACAUUUUAGGGAGUGAUAAGUACUAUUGUGAUGGCAUGAUGACUUGGAGAAAAGUUUUAGAAGAAAAUAGGUCAUGCAAAUUGAGCAAUGACUUCAUACAUGGAUUUAUGGGCAUAAUACACAAGGUUUCCAAGGCCUCCCACUGGAAAUGUGGACAGAUUCCUGCUGUCAGCUACAGUGAGAGCCCAGGAAUGCAGAAUGUGAUAUGCAAGGUCACUAAAGGCAAACAGGUCCCUGGGUGCCAGUCCCACAGUGUUACCUCAUUAAAGAAAAUGUUGACAGUGAUGACAAGUCAUUCUCUGAUGAGCUGGCUAGUCAGUAGCUCUAAAUUGUAAAUAUUACAGGGCUUUGAGACUAGAACCUAUAUAAAGAGGGACAUGUUCACCCUCAUUUCUAUCCUGCUAUGCAUAUUUAGUAUUAUGGCAAGCUACUUAUACCAACUAGAUGAGGGGAAAAUACAAGACAUAACAAUUCAAUUAACAUUUAUAACUGGAAUGCCAAUAUAUUCCCUCCUGCCUCUCCCUCUGGACCAAACUGAAUUCCAUCCUAGCUCAGCUGUAAAGCCACUGAGUAAAACCGAGUCUACCAAAGUGGACAAAAUUACAAGUAAAAGCUUCAAACCAGUAAAAACAGUAAGUAAAGAUGAGAUAUGUAGUCAAUUUUCACAUGCUUUUCAAAGAAUAUGAGCACCAGUGUAAGCAUAUGUCACCUAACUGUGGUUUGCCAGUCUUCCCAGAAGAUGCAAGAAGAUCCUUAGACUUAGCUGCUAUUCUCAGCACCAAUGGUUUGAGCACUGCACAGCCUCCAGACCUCCACCAGCAUGCCUAUUUCACAGGCUGCUGCAAAGAGAAGAAAUAAACCUCUUCAUGCUUAGCUUUUAUUCAAGCAGAGUCUUGCUAUGGAUAAAACAUCAACAUUAGAGAUGGGAGUAUGAAGGAUUGGUCUUCAAUCUUGAUAUUUUCUCAUAUUGUAGUAAGUUUGUUUUUCACUACUAAAUCUUCACCGUUGAAUGCUGCAUAAAGCACAGUAAUGUUUACUGUUAUGCAGAUGUAUGCUUCUGCUUCUCCUGUCCUUGCUUCAU
Messenger RNA from Jaculus jaculus (lesser Egyptian jerboa), 1811 nucleotides. RefSeq names its product probable ribonuclease 11. The coding region runs from base 316 to 1065 and encodes 249 amino acids. Gene Ontology annotation, molecular function: nucleic acid binding. The record is from RefSeq and is a predicted model, not a curated record. Lineage: Eukaryota; Metazoa; Chordata; Mammalia; Rodentia; Dipodidae. The transcript is spliced from 4 exons.